Messenger RNA from Rhopalosiphum maidis (corn leaf aphid), 1612 nucleotides. RefSeq names its product serine/arginine-rich splicing factor 7-like. The record is from RefSeq and is a predicted model, not a curated record. Lineage: Eukaryota; Metazoa; Arthropoda; Insecta; Hemiptera; Aphididae. Gene Ontology annotation, biological process: mRNA splicing, via spliceosome. The coding region runs from base 370 to 915 and encodes 181 amino acids. Gene Ontology annotation, molecular function: RNA binding; zinc ion binding. The transcript has 5 exons. Gene Ontology annotation, cellular component: nuclear speck.
CAUCGCGGACCGCCCGCACACCCGCUCGCCCGUCAGUGAGUAGCACGAGCACACUCCCGGCGGCCGGCACUUCCAUUCAGAACGUCAAAACCGAAUCGCUAAACAGAUUGAAGCGGCAGCGUUCGAGUGCCUUAUCUAUGCCGAGUGUUGAUGCGGGCCAGUGACCGACGACAAUAUCAUCUAUAGUACACACAGACACUCCCUCAAGAAGUCAAUACACCGUCUGGCUUUUUCGCGACUCUCCUCCACGACAACGCCGAAAGGAAAUCUGAAACGGACAGCCAUCAUCGCAUCGUCAUUCAGCUUUUCGAGGACGGCUCUCGACGUCUAAUACAUAACUACGACAAGUCAUAAGAUAUUAUUUCAAAUAUGUCAUCGUCAUCAAGAUACAGGGAUUCUGGUAAUCCAGAUUGCAAAAUAUAUGUCGGUGAUUUAGGAUCAUCUGCAUCCAAGCAAGAUUUAGAAGAUGCUUUUUCAUAUUAUGGUUCAAUUCGUAAUGUAUGGGUUGCCCGUAAUCCUCCAGGUUUUGCUUUUGUUGAAUUUGAGGAUCCAAGAGACGCAGAAGAUGCAGUUAGAGGUCUAGAUGGCAGAAGCAUUUGUGGUAGACGAGUCAGAGUAGAAUUAUCUAAUGCUGGAUCACGUAAAGGUGCUUAUAGAGGAGGCCCACCUCGUCGAGGACGUCCAUUCCAUCCUGAAGACAAAUGUUAUGAAUGUGGUGAUAGAGGACAUUAUGCUCGUGAUUGUAGACGUUUUAAAGGAGGACGACGCAGGUCAUACACUCCUUCUCGAUCUCGUUCACGAUCAUAUAGCCGUGGUCGUCGUUCUCGUUCAGGUUCGAGAUCUCCUUCACGUUCCCGUUCAAGGUCUGUAUUAACUGGUCGUUCAAUUUCCAAGUCAAGAUCUCGCAGUCGAUAAGAAGAAUAUAAUUCAGUAAAAUUGUAUCAAAGCUUCUUAAGCAACUGUUGUGGACAUUAUACUAUAUUUGCAUGGAUCAAAUACAGACGACUUAACCCGAGACCUAUCUACUAUAAUAUUUUUGAUUUAAGAUUUUAAUUAUCUUAUGAAUGUAUUUUACUUUAUUUUUUUUAGUUUAGAACUGUAUAAUAGUAAAUAUUAAAAUUUCUCUAUAUGAAAAUGUUGUUUGCAAUUUAUUAUUAUUAUUUUCAAUUAGUUGUGUUUUUAUCAUUGCACUAAAUGUAUGAAAUGUAUGCUUUACAUAUUUUUGUAAAUUAAUGGAUAAUUAAUGAAAUCAAAAAAAUAAAUAAAUAAAUAAUAAUAGUAGAUAAAUAAUUUCUUUAAGACUAAAAUAAUGUUCAUUUAAUUAAUUUAUGUGUUUCCAAAUAAUCUUGAAUCACUUAAUCUACUUAAUUUUUGCUAAUUUUCACAUAGAUGUAUUAAGAUAAAAUUCUAGAACAUCCUAAAAUCCAUUUGAACAAAUAUUUUAUUAAGAGCAAACUUUUUUGCUAUUGGGAAUAAAGGCUUGAAUUGUAUUUAAAACCGCAAUUAAUUUUAUUGAUAUUUAAGAUUGUUUUAGUACUUAAUACAGAUAAGAACGCUUUAUAUUCUCUUUACUCAUCGUUGCAAUAAAAUUGUGUAAUAUAUGAACAAAUAA